This is a messenger RNA of Agrilus planipennis (emerald ash borer), 4827 nucleotides long. RefSeq lists its product as uncharacterized. The coding region runs from base 1565 to 4420 and encodes 951 amino acids. The record is from RefSeq and is a predicted model, not a curated record. The transcript has a single exon. Lineage: Eukaryota; Metazoa; Arthropoda; Insecta; Coleoptera; Buprestidae.
AUUUAGAAAAUCAUAAACCAAUUAAUGUAGGUGAACACGUCUAGAUUGUUUUUAUAUAAUAUCUACUAAUAACUAGCCUGGACAUCGAGAAUUCGGCAAGGACAAAGGUACAUUUACCUUUACUUACUUCAUUAAACAAGCAUAAAUGCAUCAUCUCGCGAAAAAAAAAAAACAGAAACCAUAGUCCAGAUGCAUUUAUAAGAAACCGGUCUUUUUCAUUACUAUUAUUAAUUAGUUGACGUUUCGUUGGACUGUUGAAAUAAUAUAGGUAAGAAUUGCUAAUUUGUGCCGCGCUUGUUUUAAUUUUGUUUAUUUAUAAAAAGGUAACAAUUCCAUCGUACCAUGAGGUAGUACAAACUGUACCUAAUGUAGGCAGUAGCUAAGAUAGUCGCUUUAUUUUUGCGCUAGUUAGCAACCAAAUGCGAAAUGAAUUCAAAUUGAUCAAUUUAAAGAAACAGCAUGGAUCGAAUUAGUGUUUCAUUGCCAAUGUCCUUGUCCUUUCUCAACUUUAUUUACAUUAAUCGAAUCUUUCUGCAUUAUGUAUUACCUGCAAGUUUUUUUACUGGUGGCAUUUGGGAUAUUGCGAAAACAACGGUUUAAAUCUCAAUCUCCGUACGCGGGAUAACUUUUCGAUUUUCUUCCAUAAGAAAGGCGAUUAAUAAAUCGCUUUUCCUACAAGGAAGUAAUGAGGGUAACGUUGUCAAUUCCGACCGCUAGAUAAAACAUAUUUGAAACCGGAAAAGUUUCCGCGAACCGAGUGAUCAAAUUCAUAGAAGAAUCAAAAGUAAGCUUUUUGGAGGGAACCGAUUUAGCGGUUUAGUUUAAAGGAAAUUAAAGCGUUUUCUAAGUACCUUGGUAAGUAUUUACAUCUUUUUUUAUUUGGACGAUGAUGCUGUUUUGUGUAAAAGAAAUAAACAAUAGGUGCGGAGGGGGUGGAGGGACUUAGCUAAAAUCAUAAUCCAAACAAGACGACUUAAAAAUGCAGCAUCUUACUACCCCAACCAACCCCUAACGCAUUAAAAGGAACCACGUCAUUGGUCGAAUCUCGGAGAACUGGCCUAUGCGACUUGCGAAACACGCAGCACGGAGUGGACCACCGAAUUCAAGAGAAGGCCCAGUCGGUGAACGAGCGGCAAAGCGAUCGUGGUCUUCUGCCAAAAAUUUCAAUCUAAUAUUUCGUUUGAAGUAUCGUUUCAGUGCAUAAUUGUUUGUUUAUCAAGUGACUGCAAUUAGAAAACAUUAAAAAGACAAUAGUUUAAUAACAAUGACCGGUUAAACAAUCACGGACGUUUCAGUCGAUUAUCCAAUAAUAAUCAUACAUAAUAAUGGGCUAAACAAAACGAGUGUUUCAAAGUUUGCUUUUCAGUUUUUGUUUUGUUCGAUGUUAUUAACUCUGAUGAUCGUUUUCCCUUGUCGUCGUAUUGAGCUCACGAAGGGCAUCGUUGUAUUGCGAACGGGACUCGUAACUAUUAGCAUGUUAUGAUAAGAAGCGAGUGGAAGUUAUUUUUUAAGUUCGAAAGUUAUUGUGUCUUUUGUUUUCGCGGAAAACUCAAAUUUUUCUCCGAUGGCUACGAAUAGCAGUGCCGCUACGCAAGCGCAAAUCCAGCAACAGCAGCAGCAGCAGCAGAAACAACAACAUUUUCAAACCACCGGCAGUCCUCAUCACUGUAAGGAAUGCGGAUUGUUUCUGAAUUCUGCCGAAUCGCUCGAGGUUCAUCUUCAAUACCACAAGGAGAACCUGCUCAACAAAUGGGCUACCCAGGGAGCUUCGCAUUCGGAAGAGACCAAUAACAAUACCACAUCGGCAAACAGCAAGGCGCUCUGUAUAAAACGUGAGUUUGUCGGUACAAAUACUAUUUCUGCCGCGGCAGACAGUUCCGAUGCAAUGUUCAAAAACAAUAGUAGGGCCAGUCCCGAAAUCAUCCUUGGUCAUCCGCCAACUCCUCAAAGUUACAACAGCGCCUCCUCGCCCUACCAGAACCACGAGAACUCCUUCUCUCCCGGUUUUCAAAGUUAUCAGUCUAUCAAAACCGAACCAAGUUCGCCGAAUAACUUCCAACAGCAACAGUCAUAUCAUCAAAACUACCACGACAGCCAGUAUUUCAUGGAAAGUUCGCAAAUGCAACAACACAAUUAUUCUCAGGAUUAUUCCGUUCACAAGCUACCCAAUCAAUCGUCUUAUCGUUACCAUCCUUACCACCAACAAGUUUACGAGCGAAAUUCCCAGGCACAAGUGUCGUCUUCUAGUCCUGUUUAUCCGCCUCAGCCUACGCCAUCUCCCAGUCCAAAACAAUGCGAUAAGUGCGGCUACGUUUGCGAAUCCGCUUCGCAACUGAUUGAACACUUAAACGUCUCGCAUCCGCCGACUCCGUCUACUCACUUGCAAUCUUAUCAACCAAAUCGUCAAUUCAUGUUCGGUAACCAUCAUCAACAUCAUCAUCACCAACAACAAAUUAAGUCGGAGACCGAUUCGCAAAGCGAAAUCUUAGACUUGGAUUCCCACAAAGUUCACCAGGUCUUUCCGGAAGAGGACAAACAACAGCAAAAUAACGGCGAAGAUAACGUCCACAAUCCCCAUUCUGUCAGUACAAUGUUGUCUUCGUGGAACCAUCACCAUGUGCGCCAAAAUCCGUUUGUUGACGGCGCAGACCAAAGCAAGGCAUACCAACAAAAUGGAAUGGCACCGCCCGACCAGAAGUUAUUCAGAGCCCAACAAAUGGCUGGCAUGAACGAAUACAUGCCGGCCGGGGUAACGACGACGACAGAAGACGGAAGUCGAAGUGGCAAUCUCAAUACGCAACAAACCUAUAGACCAUUCGAACACAUGGCACCUACACCUUCGGGCCCCGUAAUAUCCAGCAGUCAAAUACCUACGCCUCCUACCGUUGCCAGCGCUCCCGUACAAACCAAGGGAGCCAACUGGAAGUCUAACGAAGCCAGAAGACCAAAAACGUACAACUGCACGGCCUGCAACAAAUGGUUCACCAGUUCCGGUCAUCUCAAACGCCAUUACAACACGACUCUCCACAAGAACGCGGUAAAGUCGAGCGGACAGCCGGAUCCGGCCACUUUACCGAUCAGUGCCCAUCAUCAUCCGGCAAGGGACGCCAUCAACAGGAACGACGACCAGUCGCCGGAUCCGAUGGACGACCAGAGGAGCGAGGAUAGGAGUUUCGAAAGGCCGCCGUCGAUCCCUAGCAUUCUGCAGCAGUCCCCUGGAAAUCCGUACGAACGAUCGUCUCUGCACAAUCCUGGUAUGCAAUCACCUAUUAAUACACUAUCGAAUCACAAUUCGUUAUCGAACAGUAGCAUAUCAAAUUUGUCAAGUACGAGUCCCCCAAACGGGGAGGCAGGUCCCUCUGCUAUUUCCAACCUCGAUACGAGGGGCCUGCUUUCGCUUCCUUCUACUCCCAGCAGCCCGUUUACCAGUCCGAUUCAUCAGUACAUGGCGUCUCCUUCGCACCACAUGAUGCAAUCCAUGGACAAUACUUUUCAGAUGUACCCAAACGGGUCGGCCCCCCACGUUAUGCAAGUUACGGCUACCAGCAGUCACAGUACUACUGGUGAGCUCAUGAUGGCUACGGACUCUCAACCGUUACCCAGUUUUGCGCAGAUCCAGGCGCACAGAUUCGGGUUGCUUUUGGGAUACGGAGCGGCUAACGUGGGGGGCAUGGGUCCGGCAACGGGCCCUUAUGCGACCGCCACCGCCACUUUCUACCACGACCCAUACAACAACACAUUGAACGGUGAUAACAUGAGGACUUUGAUAACCGCUUGUCGACCAAUUUUUGAAGACCAAAUAUCUCCAGAUCUCAAGGCUAGUCUACCAGAGGACGUUCCGUAUUCUCCUCCGAAUCAUAACAACAACUCGGUUCACAUUCAAAGCAUUCCGGAAGAGACCGAUUCCAAGAUCCACUUGCUGGAAAAUAUGAAAACGGAAUUGGAACCUUCCAGAGCGCCGUCUCCGAAACAGAAGCGGGUCAAAUUGGAUUACGAGGACACCACGAGCAGUCCUUUGAUAACUUCAACUGUUCAAUCGAAACAAUCUGGAGUGUUGCACAAAUGCUUCGAUUGCGAUAAGAUGUUCAACAGGGCGUGUUAUUUGACGCAACACAACAAAACCUUCCACAGUGGCGACAAACCGUUCAAAUGUACACGUUGCGGCAAGAGGUUUUCGUGCGAAAAACAGUACCAAAAUCAUUCGACGAAACACGCCGGCGACAAACCUUACAAAUGCGACCUGUGUCCGAAACAGUUCAAUCACAAAACGGACCUGAGACGUCACAUGUGUUUGCACACCGGCCAAAAACCCUUCGCCUGUGACACAUGCGGCAAAGGAUUUAUCCGAAAAGAUCACAUGCUAAAGCACUGCGAUACCCACAGCAGAAGACCCGCUUCCAAGGUAGCUACUGUUCGAUAAACUACAACAGAACGAAAAACAAAACAAUGCAUAUCGGUAUAUCAUGACGGUAAUGAAAAGGAAAACCUGUCGGCUUUGAAAUUUUCCGUUACCUACAUAAUUAACAAGAAGCAGUUGUACGUAAAUUGUUAAGUUUUAACUUUGACUAGGCACUGUGUUUUGAGAUCUUGCAUUUAGUUUAUUUGUACAGAACGAAUGGGUCAGAUGAUGUUGCUCAAUUUAACUUGGUUUCUACGAAAACAAUACCUAUGUAUAUCUAUAAUAUGUAAAACAGCAAUACCUCAUUGUCUCAGUUAAUAAAGUACCUCAUAGGUAGAAUUUUAUAUAGGUAUGUACUAUAAAUAAGGCUAAUUUAUGUAUAUAUGGGGUGUCUCAUUGAAUGGCCGUUGCCGAUGUUCCGUAUACAU